Messenger RNA from Blepharisma stoltei, 6914 nucleotides. Lineage: Eukaryota; Ciliophora; Heterotrichea; Heterotrichida; Blepharismidae. The record is from the annotation of a GenBank genome assembly.
AUGGAUAUUUCUUGUCAAUCUUACAAGAUUCAUCUUGGGAUAAGCUAUCUCGAUUUAAAUCAGCUAGCUCUCUCUAUGGAUUAUUAUUCAAUAUAUUAAUAUAAAACUCCCAGAAAAUUAUUAUAUAAAAUAAUUUACAUUCAAGGAAUUAAGAGACCAGAAUCAAGAAUUAUUCAUUAUUACAGACUCAAAUAUUUACCAUUAUUACAAGAUUAAGAUUUAUACGGCCAUAAGGGGAAUCCCACUAGUCGGCCUACAUUGACUUCAGGUAAGGUGGCCUAUACACCAAAUUACAAAUAGAGGGACAGAGGCCUUGUUUUCAGCGUCAUCAGGAUGGGUCCGACCUACUCCAUAGUCGUACCAAUCUCCAUCAACUUCACAUUUUAUUUUUCCAUUAUCACAAGGAAUGAAUUAAUUCAUCAAACUGCCCAUGCUACAUCAUCCAAUCCGGAGAAAUCCACAAAUCAAGAGAGACAAAAGCAGAGAUUGAAGACUUUUUAUUCCAAAAAAAUUGCACCAAAAAUAGCACUCUUAUUGCCCUUGGCGGAGGAGUUGUAGGAGACAUAGUUGGGUUCUUAGCUUCAACAUAUAUGCGAGGGAUUGAUUUUAUCCAAAUUCCUACAUCCCUUUUAGCCAUGGUUGAUUCUUCAGUCGGUGGCAAAACAGCAGUCGACACGCCUUUUGCUAAAAAUUCAAUUGGCCGCAUUUAUCGUCCCAGAGCGGUUUAUAUAGACAUUGCCUUUUUAAACACCUUGCCACAUGAGAUGUGGGCAGCUGGAUUUAGUGAGAUAAUUAAAAUGAGCAUCCUAAAAGACCAUGAUCUUUACAGUCUACUUAAAUCAGCUACCAUAAAUUCUCUCAAAAAUGACUCCCAGCUAUUACUAAAAGUAAUCAGUACGUCAAUUCAGCAUAAAGUUGACAUUGUAAUUCAAGAUGAAUUAGAUAAGAGCUUAAGACAAGUUUUAAACUUUGGUCAUACAAUUGGACAUGCUAUAGAAGCAGAACUAGAUGGGUUCUGGAAUCAUGGAUUUUGUGUCAGUGUAGGGAUAAUUAAAGAGAUUGAGGCUGCUUUUAUGAUGGGAAAAACUGAAAUUGAGAUUGAUGAAAUUAAAGAAAUUUUAAUAUGGCUGGGAAGUUUUUAUAUAUAUUAAUUGUUAUGCCAGAUUGCUUUGGCAUAGCUUUUCAGAUUAAAAAUAACAGAAAAAAAAUUUAGAUAGGAAAGGAUGCAUUAAAAAUGUAUUGGAGAUAAUAAAACAGUAUGAAUUACCUAUAGAAAUUCCAAAGAUGAAUACAGAUAAACUGCUGAUGAAAAUGAACUUACUUCUUACCUUAAACUAAAGCUAAAAGUUGGUAUCAAUAUAAAGGAUAGAUUUUUUUAAAUAAAAAAAUCUAUUGAAUGUGACAUUUUUGUUUUUUUUUAAUUUCUUGUUAUGAAGAAUUAAAUCAAAAAUUAAUUGAUUCAGUGUGCUAACUAUUUUAUAGCUUUCUACGCCCAAACUCUGUGCUAGAUCAGGCCUUCUAAUUUAUUUGUUUUAUUCAAAAAGGGAAGUUAGAUAAAAAAAAGCUAGGAAAAGAAAUUCCAAUUUUAGUCCCUACAGAAAUCGGAAAAAUUCCUACAGAAGCCCUUAAAUGUGAUGCAAAAUUAAUAAAAUGUAUACUUGAAGAUGACAUAAGGCCUAAAGGAAUUCCUGAUUUUUCAGCUUCACUUGAAGUUUCUGGGUCUAAAUCAAUUACAAACAGAGUCUUAUUGAUUUCUUCAUUAGCAGAGGGAACCACUAUAAUAAAAAAUUCAUUAGAAGCCGACGAUACUAAGGUUAUGAUGAAAUCUUUACAAACUUUAGGCAUAGGUGAUCAUAUAAAAACAGCUGAUGGAUGAAUAAUCACAGGCAAAAUCCCUAACUCCCCCCCCUCCGUGAGCGAACAAAAAAAUUUUGUUCACUCACGGAGGGGGGUUAAUUUUUUUUUUUUUAAAAAAAUUUAUAUAUAAAUUUUACAAAAAAUAUUUUUUCGAAAUUUAAAAAAAUCCUAAUUCGCAAAAAUUGGAAAGCAAAUAUUAAUUUAAUUUAUAAAAUUUAUAUUUUUUAAAAAGCAAUUCGUUUAAAAUUAAAACAGAAUUAGCUCUAGAUUUCAUUAUACUAAUUAUCAUUUAUAUAUCAAAAUCUUUUUUCAUCAAAAAAUUUUUCUAUUAAAAAAAUUUUUGUUCACUCACGGAGGGUGGGUUUUUGGGCAAAAAAUAGCGAUUUUUCUAAUGGUUUUGUUCACUCACAGAGGGGGGGGGAGUAAAAAUAAUCCCCAAGAAAAAGAAAUUUAUAUAGGAAACGCUGGCACUGCAGCCAGAUUUUUGACAGCAGUUUGUUUAUUAUUAGAAAAUGACACUGUUAUUAAAGGCUCUUCUAGGAUGAAUGAGCGGCCUAUUUCUGAUUUAAGCGAAGCUUUAAAUAAUGCUGAAAAUAGAGUAGAGUUUAUAGAAAACCAAAACCAUUUCCCUAUAAGGGUUAAAGGAGGAGGCUUUAAUGGUGGUAUAAUUGAAUUAAAAAGUAAAAUCAGCUCUCAAUUUGUAUCAGCAAUUUUAAUUGCUGCUCCACUGUUUAGAAGUGAGACUACUCUAAUUUUGACUAAUUUAGACGAAAACGAAGAGCCAGUUUCAGCUUCUUAUAUAGAAAUGACUAUUAAAGUGAUGAAUAUUUUUGGAGCACAAGUUGAAAAAAUAAGUAUUACGGCCUAGAUAAAUAUCGUGGGAUUAAGAAGGCUUUUUUCAAUACCCCAAAUCAAUUUUUUUUUAUUUUUUAGAACUCAAGUAUUUUUUUAUUUGCAAAAUAAUCGAAAGAAUUUAUAUAAAGUAUAAUAAUAGAGAGUACAAAAUAUACCCAACUGGGUAUAAAAGUCCAGGGGAAUUCAUCGUCGAGCCUGAUGCCUGCUCACUAUCAUAUUUUAUUGCUUUAUCUGUUCUACAUAAAAAGCCUAUCACAAUUUCACGAAUAAAUUUAAAUUCAGUCCAAGGAGAAUUAGAAUUUUUAAACGUGAUUGAAGCAAUGGGGGCUACGAUAAGGUGCUAUAACAACAGUAUUGUAGUAACUCCUAAUGACCUAAAACCAGUCACUGUGAAUAUGAAUAGAUGCACAGAUUCCUUUAUUACUGCAGCUAUCAUAAUGGCUUGCACAGAAGGAGUCAGUAUAAUUACUGGAAUUGCUAAUCAGAGGGUAAAAGAAUGCAAUAGGAUUAAAGCAGUCAUAGCUGGGCUUCAAAAGGUAGGGGUUUAUUCAGAAGAGCUGGAAGAUGGGAUUAAAAUAUAUGGAAAUUCAGCUGAUUUAUUGUUUGGGAAUUAUGAAAUUGAGACUUAUGAUGACCAUAGAAUUGCCAUGGCUUUUGGGGUGCUGUCAACUGUGAUAAAAGGAGGAAUAGUGAUAAAAAGAAAAAAUGUUGUAAAUAAAACUUUCCCUGAGUUCUGGAAAAUACUAAUUUCAUGUAUUGCUAGGUAUUAAUCAGCCUUUAAGAGGCCGUCCCAAUAGUUUUUAGUAUUAAUAAUUUUUUUUUAAAAUUAAAUUUUUUAUUUUUGAUGUAAGAGAAUGUGGAAUUGAGUAUAAAAGUACACAAAAGAAAAGGAAAAAGCCAAAAAGUCUUGUUUUAAUUGGGAUGAGAGGAAUUGGAAAAUCAUCUAUAGCGUGAAAAUACGCAGAAGAAACUGGAUGGGAAUUCCUUGAUAUUGAUACAAUUAUUGCAAAUGAUUUGAAAGUUGAAAGCCUGAGGGAUAAUUAGGAUUAUUAAAAGCCAGGCACUAAUUAUAUUGGUAACGCAGUCACGAAAGACCUUCUGUACGCUUGCGAUACCGGACUCUGCUUGCUCGAGGAAUUCAGUCGCCUGAAUCCUGUCUCAACAGCAGUCUACUCCCGGGACCUGGGAUUUGAACCGAUAUUCCUGAAUCUUGGCAGGUUAGAAAGACUCCUCUUGCUCCAUGUCGUUUGGAUGCUAUGGAGGCAAAGAUUAGCUCGAUGCUUCCUGUCAGCCAUCUAGAGGGGAGGUGACACAGUGAAAAAAGAACUACACUCUCCGGAAUGGUAGGGAACGACCAAAAACCAUCGGUUAACUAAUAUCUGAACUGGAAUCACCAACAGCUGACUCCCAAGGUUUAACCAUCCCAUGCAGCUGCUCUAGGCAAGCUAAGAAGGCCUAGGCCUUAGUUAAGGUUAUAAAGUGAUUUUGGCGUCAAAAUUGAUGCGCUUUCGUCAAGGGCAUAUUUCGUCGCCACCUUCAUAUUAAUAUUUCUCAGUAGAGGAAGCUCAUGAGUCCUUGGAUCCAAAGGAUGCUUUCGGGCACCUCCAUUUCCAAUCACAGGGAUGCAGUCAAAACUUACCCGGUACACAUCUUCUGAGGCUGCACUUGAUUUCGGCUCGGAGUUCGUCCCCGUUCGCGUGGUCAUAAAGUCUGGACUGCUGCGCCAAGAGGGCAGGCUGACACAAGUCGCCGUUUCAAUAUAUAUCUGAAAGCCUAAGGGACUGGAUUUAUAAUCAUGGAAUUCUAGCAUUCAGAGAGCUAGAAUUUGCCACUUUAAGUAAAAUCAUCAGAAAAGAAAGAGUCAUCAUUUCUACUGGAGGUGGGAUUAUUGAGAAUCCUAAAUCUUUAACCCUUUUAAAAGCUUUUUAUCCUGUUAUAUGAAUGAAAUCAAGCAUCAGCAAUAUCGCUGAAAAUAUAGAAAACGACGAAAAUCUAAAUAGAAUUUCAGGAGAUAUAGAAGAAACUUAUGCAUUUAGGAAACCAUUAUACAAGCAAGUCCAUGACUUUAAAUUCUAUUAUUUUUUUAGGGACAUAGACGAGGUUUUUGGGUCAUUUUUAACAUUCACCAAAAGAAUUUUAGAAGAAAAAGCCCCACUUCCUAAUGAUUUUAGCUACUUUGGCUGCAUAUCAAGCUUUAGCAAUGGUAAGCUUUCUGAAUAUAUCAGAAAUAAUAGCAAUAUAGCAGGCUAUGAGAUACGCAUUGACUGUUUAUCUAGCUUAAAAGAAGCUUUACAGCUAUUAAGCUGCAUCAGAGAAAUAUCAGACUCUCUCCAAAUUAUCCUAACCUUAAGGACAGCCCAGCAAGGUGGAAAAUAUAAUGGAAACGACUAUUGGAAAAUUCUUCAUAAAAUUAUAUCAUGGUCCCCAGACUUUAUUGACGUAGAAUUCGCCCCAACUAUAGAUUGAAAACACAAUUAUAAUGAAUUCCUACAAAAAUGCAUAUCCCCUCGAAUAAUCCUUUCUUAUCAUAGCCAUAAUACAGAAAACUUAAAAGAAAUCCACUAUAUGAUGACCCAAACCAAACCAGACAUCCUCAAAUUCAUCUCCCCAAGCUUUGAAAAACUCCCCUCCCCAGGCUUCCAAAGAACAAUCCAUUUUACAAUGGGAAAAGAAAAUAUCAUCACCAGAGUCCAAAACGCCUCUACCAAUUAUGUAUCAUUAUCCGAAAAACUUGCAGAAGGUCAGCUUACAUUUGAAGAAAUCCAAAAUUUUCAAUUUUCGCUUAAUAUUUCUCCUAGUCUAUUUAAAUUUUACGUAAUUGGAAAUGAUGUAAAAAAAUCGCCAAGCCCUUUUCUAUUUAAUUCGAUUUUUGAAGAAAAAAAAAUUCCUUAUAAUUACUCACUCCCCCCUUUAAAUUGGAACAAAAUAUAGGUAAAAUUUCAGCUUUUUUGGUAAAUUAACCCCCCUUGAAAUUGGAACAAAAUUUAAUUUUAUAAUAAAAAUUAUAUAUAAUUUUUAUCUAAAAAGUUUUGAUAUAAGUUAAAUGUUUCUUCUUAACUAAAAUUAAUUUUUUUUUUUGAAAAAAUUUUUGAAAAAAAUUGUUAUUUUUUUAUUUAAAUAGUUUUGAUAUAAAUUCAAUGCGAAUUCUUUAUAAAAUUUCGAAAUUUACUAAUUUCUUGCUUUAUUUUAAAGAAUAGAGUAGAAAUAACAUCUUAUUUAAACAAAAUUAGCACUUUGAUCGAUAAAUUUUAUAAAAUUUUUUUUUUUUAAAUUUUUUUUUAUCAAUAAAAAUAAUAAUUUUUGUGUAAAUAAUGAUAUCAAUUAAUAGCGGCGUAUUAACUAACAAUGAAAAUUUAGUUAUAUCUUGCUUUGUUUUAAAGGAUAAAGAGUAAAUAGCAUUUUAUUAAACAAAUUUAUUAAUCUAAUUCGAUAAGUUUUUGAAUUUGUUUUUAUAAAAAAUUUUAUAUAUGAUAUUUUUUUAAAAAAAAAAAAUUAACCCCUUAAAUUGGAACAAAAUUUUUUGUUCCAAUUUAAAGGGGUGGGGGGAGUCAGUUAUGGAAACCCAGGCAUUAGAGCCAAUUAUUCAUAUGAUAAAAAGCAGAGAGUGCUUAGGAGGCUCAGUCACUAUUCCAUUUAAAGAAGAAAUAAUGCAGUAUUUAGAUUUUUUGACUGAUGAUGCAAAAGAAUUAGGAGCUGUUAAUACGCUAAUGAAGCAUAAUGGAAAACUGAUAGGGGAUAAUACUGAUUGGCUUGGAAUUUAUUGUCCAAUUGUCGAGCUGGGUAGAAAAUUUGAGAAAGCUGUGAUUUUAGGAGCUGGAGGGACUUGCAAAGCAGCAUUAUAUGCAUUAAGGAAGCUGAAAGUUAGAGAAAUAUGGAUAUGGAAUAGAUCAGAAGCAAGGCUACAAGGCAUAAACUGGCCUAAUAAAACUACAAAUUUAAAUUUGGCAAGUGGCGCUGAGCUAAUCAUAAGUACGCUGCCAGGAAUCGCAGAAGUUGACCUCCCCUGGCUAAAUCCAGCCACAGUUAUUUUAGAAGCUGCCUAUUUUCCUCCAGAAACCUACAUAUCAAGACAAGCUACAAUUGCUGGCUCAUUAAGAAUAAGUGCCCUCACAAUGUUUGUAUAUCAAGCUUAUUAUCAAUAUCAGUAUUUUACAGGCAGAAACGUUGCUUUAUCUAAAAUUAAAAAAUAUACCAAACUUUAA